AGGGGUGGGGAUUCAGGGAGAGUAAUCGAUCCUCCCCCUCUCUCUUCCGCGCGGUAUUUGGAAAGUUCCAUGGCGUAAACGAAGCAGCUGGCAAAAUCACCAGAAAGUAGAUGACUGGCUCUGGCAUGUUUUAAUUUUUGUCAAACUUUAUUUUACUGCACUUUUGCCACUAGCGUUGUUCAAAAUGAAAGUCGAGUGUGGUCAAAGCAGUGACGGAACUAGUUUUGUUUGCCAUGCUGAAGGAGGGGUCGACUGUGCUGAAAAUGCUGAAGGAAACGAACAAGGAAUGUCCGAAAUUAUUGUCCAACUUGACGACGAACUACCUACUCCCUCGAGCCCAGAAACUUUCUCUAGCCCAGAAACCGACAUAUUUUUAUAUGCGCCUGUUUCAGACUUUGAGGAAGAGGACGGGGAUAACUACGCUUCGGAUUCUUCCAGUGUCCCAGCUGGUAAACAACAGUCGUCGAUUAAGUCAAGUAACGUGAACGUUAAGAAGAUCAAGUUGGAAAAAUGUGCAGAAAAAAAUAGGGUAAUUCCCAGGAGGACUGAUCGAAAACCAAAACGGAAGAAAACAAGCAGUCCUGUACCCAAGCAAAAUAGUUCACUGUCCACAAAUGGCCAGCCAAAGCGACGAGGGACAAAGAAAUCACAUGUUAAGAUUCAACAGUGUACAUCGGGCCAGGCUGAGCAAGACCGUAAGUUGAGGGAGACAGCGGGCUGGAUCCCAGCUCCCUACACCAAGCCAGAAACUGCCAUCAGCCCACAAGCAGCCAUGGAGCCACCAGGUUUCCCCUCUCUUCAAGGCAAGAUGGAGGAACCAUUCUAUGAAGGGAAGGACAACACUUUGCUAACAGUGUUGCAACAUUGCCAGACGUUGUGCAAAGUUGUACAGAGGCUUGAACACAAGAUUGACAACCUUCAAGCAGAUUGCUCCCAGCUGCGUCUCCUCAUCAACAAGGAAGACUCAAAGAAGCCACUCACUUCGUCAUCUUUGGGGAGAGACCAGCCACCUUCGGGAUGCAUGGAGCAAAUCAAAGUAAACUCUCAGUGUCGACUUCCAAGCGACGGAAAUACUUUUACAUGUGAUACAAACAGUCUCGACCCAUCUCAACCUAAAGCCUACUUUGGGGAUGCUGACAAAACUAGCACAGACAAAAUUGCAGGUAGAGGUCGAAGAGGAGGAGGAGGAAGAAGAGGAAGAGGCCGGGGUAGAGGUAGAGGUAGGAGUCAAACUGCCAGCAGGGAGAAGGAUCCAUCUCUUUGGAAAGUGCCUCCUGUAAGGGCAAACCAACCCAAACGCAUCGUGUCCUUGCCUGUCGCUGCUGAUGAUGAUGGUCCAUGUGCCAGCAAAGUAGCCAAGAUCCUCUCUGAGCUGCAGGGGAGGCGAUCGGCUCCAGGGGUCUCGGUGGAGGAGCGCUGUGAGGCUACUAAGUCCAACAGUGUCUCUAAUGGCAAAGAGCAACAAGUGAUGAUUGGGAGUGCCUUCAGGAAGGUGUGGAUCCCAUACUCUGUGUACAUGGAGGCCUUUAAGCAGGAUGAGCCUCAGAAGGCUUUGGUGCCAGUACUGCAUGCCGUUUUUCCUCAAAGUGUCCUUAGCUGUAGCGCUGUGGUCGCAAACCCUCAGAAAGGCAUCCAGGAGCUCAACCCAAACAAGCUAGAGGCCAUCCGAGAAUGGCUGGCGGAGAUGUACCCCCGGCACGAGCUGGAGGUGAAGGGAAAAGCUUGGGCUGAAUGUUUGGGGGUCCUGAACAGCAUCAUCAAAAAGUUGAAAACCGAUACAACUCCAACCAAGACCGCCUCCCUUGAAGUUAACCUGGUAGUGUUUUGAUUGGACUUUUUGUGUUGUGACACUUUCGUCUCAGGUACUCUACAAAUACUUUUAUGUUUUUGAUGCUGCUAAAAUUACUUUUUCAUAGACCACACAUAACUAAACAUUUUAAAUGUGAUGUGUGAAAUUAAGCACAAUUGACUUUUAAGAAUUUAUGUUUAUCUUUUUGUAUUACCUUAAAUACAGGAAACUCACAAGCUA
Molecule: messenger RNA, 2029 nt
Organism: Sardina pilchardus (European sardine)
Lineage: Eukaryota; Metazoa; Chordata; Actinopteri; Clupeiformes; Clupeidae
Exons: 8
Coding region: 185-1828 (547 amino acids)
Molecular function (GO): DNA binding
Source: RefSeq, a predicted model, not a curated record